GGGGGCCCUCGGCCCCCAAUUCCCCCCGCCCCCUCUGCCCCGCUGGGGCGCCGCCCGCACCUGCCUGUGGCUCCUAGCGCGGGAAGAGGUGGAGAGGGAGGCCCGCUCCUCGAGGACCUUUGGGGGUCAGGAAGGUGGGGGGGAGUGUCUCCUUCUCACCACUCCCCUCGUCCAGACCCCAGAGCCCCGGAAGCCCUGUGUCCUCACGUGACCCGAAGGAGGCCCCUUCUUUGUCAGAGGAAGGCAGCAGGCGCCUGGGAGCCAGCGUCCCAGAGAGGGCGCUGAAACGGGAGUGGAUCCCGCCAGGUCCCCGCAAUUGUACGGGUGCAGUCAGCAAAGGGUACUUGUGUCUCCGUUUCUCACGCCCACUGCCCUUUUCUUCAUCCACACUCCCGUCGUCUCCAGCGGACUCCCCUAAGAGGGUUCAUCUUGAUAGAGGGUUGAACAAGGGAUUGGGUUGUAGAGACAGUUACAGAAUUCAAACGUGAGUUCGGCCUCUCAGCAGGUUCCAGGACCCCAAAGGAUAGGGCUGGGAAUGCAAACCAGGACAUCACCCCUUCCUGGGCUUUCCUUACGUACAUGAUGCCCACACUCGGGUUUGCUCUCAAGCCUGAAUAGGAGUCCAGAGAAGAUAAAGGUUCUGGUAAGAGCAGAUUUAAUUUCUACUCAGAAGCACAAGAAAAUGGUUCAUUUCAGCCAGAAUCUCAAGUCCAGGGCCAGCUGCUUUCCAAAGGAAGAGGAAGCCUGCUUCUGUGUCGCUCCUGGGGUCCAACUCAGGGCAUGUGGUUGCUGCCCAAAUCCUGCCCCCAACAGGUCCGUGGUGUGAAGGGGAGUGGCUUUCUCCAGGCAUCACAGUCCUAGUGGUCUUUGCCCCCAGAGCAGGUGGCCCUGGUAAUCGGGGGCCUCGCUGGGGGGCUGCUGCUGCUACUGCUAUUGAUCUGGGUGAGCUGCUGUCUCUGGAAGAGGCUUUGUGCCAUGUUCACCUAUGAGGAGCUGCCAGGGACCACAGCUGCGUCCAGCACACAAGGGGACAAGCUCUGCCCGCCAUAUGCCGCCAGGACCCAGACAAGCAGCCUCUGACACUCAACCCCUAUGGGCUGUGGGAGCCACACCUUCCACCUGCCACCAACAUGUCAUCUUCCCGCCUCGGGACAGGCCACCAGGUGUGCCAUUCGUGGUGCCCCCUUCCUUCCAAGACCGAGACUGGGUACCCCUGAACAGUGGAGAGUGGGCUCAGGUCCCACGGGACCCCUGCCCAGCCCCGGAGCUCCUGCCCCACACCUCCAGCAGCAACCUUGGCAUGGUGGGGACCAUCAACCCAGAGCUGUACAAGUUCCUAGAGGACACGAGUGAGACGGACUUCCCUGAAGGUUGCCUGGGGCGGCUGUGGUUCUCCUUGGAAUACCAGCAGGAAGCCGAGCGGCUGUUGGUGGGCUUGAUCAAGGCGCGGAGGCUGCAAGGCCCCUCAGAGACCUGCAGCCCCCUGGUGAAGCUUCAUCUGCUGCCUGACGAGCGGCGCUUCCUCCAGUCCAAGACCAAACGCAAGACCUCCAACCCGCAGUUUGAUGAGCACUUCAUCUUCCAGGUGUCCAGCAAGAGCAUCACUCAAAGAGUACUCAGGUUCUCCGUGUACCACGUGGACAGACAGAGGAAGCACCAGCUCCUGGGCCAGGUGUUCUUCCCCCUGAAAAACGAGACCCUGGCAGGUGACUGCCGGCGCCUCAUCUGGAGAGACCUGGAGGCUGAGAGCCUGGAGCCUCCCUCUGAGUUUGGAGACCUGCAGUUCUGCCUCGGCUACAACGACUGCCUGCGCCGCCUGACCGUGGUCGUGCUUCGAGCCAAGGGCCUCCAGCUCCAGGAGGACACGAGUUUUGUCAUGGCUGUGAGCAACGGGGGUCCUGGCGCCCAGAGUGGGCCGUGCCCUCCCAGCCAGACCUCCCACAGGCCAGAGGCUGGACCCCGCCCGCUCCUCCCGGCCCACGGUCUGCACUGCCCCGCAGGUGUGUGUGUCAAAGUGUCUCUGAUGAACCACAACAAGUUUGUCAAGUGCAAGAAGACUUUGGCUGUCCUGGGCUCCGCCAACCCCGUGUACAGCGAGACUUUCAGCUUCAAGGCCGACCCCGCUGAGCUGGACACUGCCAGCCUCAGCCUGACCGUGCUGCAGGGCGCCGAAGGAGAGAAGAGCCACGCGCUGGGCCGGGUGGUGGUGGGCCCCUACAUGUAUGCCCGGGGCAAGCAGCUGGAGCACUGGAACGAGAUGUUAAGCAAGCCCAAGGAGCUGGUGAAGCGCUGGCAUGCCCUCUGUCGCACCACUGAGCCCUGACCCGGCUCACGCCCUCGGGUCUGCGGGGGGAGCCUGCUCUCCUCUCCCCUGUGGCAGCCGCAGGCCUGGAUGCUCCAGCCAGCAUCUUGCUGGGCUGCUAGGCCGGCCGGAGCCAGGGCACGGUGAGUGCCACCACGCAGGAGAGAAGGGACGAGGGAGCCCCAGCCAGCUUGGCAGCGUGGCUGGCUGCCACCCACCAGCCUCAGGUACCCUCCCGACUCACUCCAUCCUCCUCUCCCCGUGGGGCUGCCUGGGUUCUGAAUCCCAGGCACCACAGUCCCGAUAUGGACCAGAAUCUCAGGCAUUCAGAAGAAAUACUCUAUUCAGCGAUAGCAGAGCUCUGUGUGCUCACUGGAAACUUAGGCUCCACCAUCCCGGAAAGCUGAUGGCAUAUUGAUGCUAAACCUAUAUGGGCUCUGGUUUCCCUGCCUUCCGCUUAGCAGAGAACACAGACUGCGCCGGGGGAAUAAUGGGGUGCAGGGGGCGCCCAAAGCACUGAUUUCAGUUGGUCCACAAUAAAUAGCACAGUCUCAGAGUUGGGUUGGGCACUUUGGUGUGGAACAGCCCCAGGAUUCCUGGGCAGCACGGCGUGCCCACAGCUCAGGAGAGAAAGCUCUCAGGGAUCAAGACUUGCUGGCUUUAGGACCUGGGAAAUAACAUUGGGAACAGCCCACCCAGGUACCAAGUGGUGGACGUGUUCUCGGCAUCCUGUCCCUGUGCCAGGGAGGAGGCCUUCACCUGUGUUAGGUCCCUCCCAGGGCUGGGUCAGACCCUGGCCCACAUCAUGCCACAUCUUGCCCAUAAUCCAAGCCUCACGCCCCUGGUCUUACAGGUGUUCUAGUGGCUUCUGUGGUCUCCCUGGUUGACAGCAUUCAGCUCCUUGGGGCUCUCACUUUAGGCAGGAAAUGGUGAAAGCAUGCGGUCAAAAGCGUAGCCCGCAGGGCUGAGAGCUUUUCCCAUAAACCUAAGUGAUUUCAUUAUGGGGACUGUGUUGUGGCAGGUGUCUAUGUGAAGUUCAUUAAAAUGGAAGUCCCCACAAACCACAGUCAUCCGAUCCCCGUGAAGUUGUACUCAAGGUAAUGAGCAGCCAUCGUGUCUGUCUCUGUUAACAGGCAACCUGCAUUUUCACCCAAAUGCUGUUGAACUUGCGGGGUCAACACACCGUAUUGUGAAAAUGGAACAAACUUUAAACCCGUGUUAUCUCUUUUCUUAUGCAGUGAAGCAACUUCAGCAAAAGAAAGUAGCCAUCGUUAUUCUCUGUUUGUGCCUCUUUAACUUCGCUUCCGAUCUGAUCUCUGUCAAUGCAUAAAGACUCACUUUACCUGGCA
Messenger RNA from Acinonyx jubatus (cheetah), 3651 nucleotides. It is a transcript of the gene SYT15, whose product is annotated as synaptotagmin 15B. The record is from RefSeq and is a predicted model, not a curated record. The transcript is spliced from 7 exons. Gene Ontology annotation, molecular function: calcium-dependent phospholipid binding; calcium ion binding; syntaxin binding. The coding region runs from base 986 to 2323 and encodes 445 amino acids. Gene Ontology annotation, biological process: calcium-ion regulated exocytosis; cellular response to calcium ion; regulation of dopamine secretion. NCBI's taxonomy places the organism in Eukaryota, Metazoa, Chordata, Mammalia, Carnivora, Felidae.